GAAUGAAUCUGUAGACACUCACGCUGCAACGAGCACUUCCCGUUAGCCGUUGGAUUUUACAAUUCAAUGGAAGAGCGAAGUGUCGAAGAGGCGAAUAGAAGUCAAAUCACGGGCGAGACCUGCGAUCACAUCGCCCACUUUGUUUCGUGUUCCUCUUCCAGUUCAACUCAGCAACAACAAGGUUCAAUCGAAGAAGUAGAAGCAGAAGCAGAAGAAAAAGAGGAAUUGAAGAGCCUGUUGGUGCCAAACGUGCGCGAUCUUCCUCUCACUCCUCCCUCCGCUGUUGAAUCUAACUUCGUUCCCUACUUCGCCCCAGACUUCAUCAAACCAGGACAUGAUCAGUACGUAUAUCGUCAUGCCAACGGGUUGUGCGUGAUUGGCUUGGCUCCUGCGCACCUGGCGUUCAAGGAUGAAGGGGGAGUUACAGCUGUUGAUUUCAAUGUGGGGAAAUCUGAUAGAAGUGGGAUUAAGGUGACUGGAAAACGGAAGAAGAAUGCGCAACAUUUUGAGUCCAACACAGCUUUGUGUAAAGUGUGCACCAAAGAUGCUUCUUUCAUUGUCAGGUGUUGUGUGAAAGGCUCUCUGCUAGAAGUGAAUGAUAGGUUGAUCAAGCACCCGGAAUUGCUUAAUUCAGCGGAUAUAUGUUCAUAUUUGUCCUUUGAAGGUCCUCUUUCCUUCUGUUUUCUUAUAAUCACAACUACAUUUUGGAAUUCACUUGAAAAAGGCAGAUAGAGAAGGAUACGUGGCAAUAAUCAUGCCAAAACCUGAUGAUUGGCUCAAGGCUAGGGCUUCGUUGCUUGGCUUUGAUGAGUACAAGAAAUUGAGAGAACUUCUUUGAUCCAUCCUAAGGAUUGCAUUAGAUUACCGAUACGUAAAUUAUUUGAUGGGGUAGCUCGAUGGGUUAAUGCUUCUAUUGUGUCAAUUUGUACUUUACCACGACAUAAGUUGUAAGAGUUUUCAACAAUUCAGUUCUGUACCAGCAGUUUGUUGUUGCAGAUUAUUGACUUAAUUCUAAUUGAAUUUGAGGUCAAUAAUGUGCGGUUCAAAUCAUUCCUUGGUAUUUAUUAACAAUCAAAUUGCUUGAAAUGUGGCACUUCUGCACAUAGCUGCAUAUGUAUAUGUUGGUAGCAAAAAAAUGUAUAUUUGGUAUCAAUUUGCAUGUCUAUCCAUCUGUCCUAACAAAGUAGCUUGUACUAGUCCCUGCCAGGCAAAUUGGUAAUUUUUUGCUC
Diospyros lotus (date-plum) is the source of this 1229-nucleotide messenger RNA. RefSeq lists its product as uncharacterized. Gene Ontology annotation, cellular component: nucleus. NCBI's taxonomy places the organism in Eukaryota, Viridiplantae, Streptophyta, Magnoliopsida, Ericales, Ebenaceae. The transcript has 7 exons. The coding region runs from base 67 to 732 and encodes 221 amino acids. The record is from RefSeq and is a predicted model, not a curated record.